CACAAGCUGUGGACCACGUUACAUUGUCAGCGGUAAAUACCAUUGGAGCACGAAGUUGCGUUCUUUUCACGUGCUGCCGAGUCCAACAUGGCGCACUAUAAUUUCAAGAAAAUAACCGUGGUUCCCACGGCCAAGGACUUCAUUGAUAUCGUAUUGUCGAAAACACAGCGGAAGACUCCGACUGUAGUUCACAAGGGAUAUAAGAUAAGCCGGAUUCGUCAAUUUUAUCUGAGAAAAAUAAAGUACACACAGCAAAAUUACCAUGACAAACUCUCUCAGAUCAUCACUGAUUUCCCAAGACUUGAGGAUGUACACCCAUUCUAUGCCGACCUGAUGAAUGUCCUGUAUGAUAAAGACCACUACAAAUUGGCAUUAGGGCAAAUCAACACGGCCAGAAAUCUCAUUGACAAUGUGGCCAAGGACUAUGCCAGGUUAAUGAAGUAUGGGGAUUCCCUAUUCAGAUGUAAACAGCUCAAAAGGGCUGCUCUCGGAAGGAUGUGUACCAUAAUGAAGCGACAGAAUCAAAGUCUGCAGUACCUAGAACAAGUGCGACAGCAUUUGUCUCGAUUGCCGUCAAUUGACCCAAAUACCCGCACCCUCUUGGUCUGUGGGUUUCCAAAUGUCGGGAAAUCUAGCUUUAUGAAUAAGGUUACUCGGGCAGAUGUGGAUGUCCAGCCAUAUGCAUUUACUACUAAGUCAUUGUUUGUGGGUCACAUGGAUUACAAGUACCUUCGAUGGCAGGUUGUGGAUACUCCUGGAGUUCUUGAUCAUCCUCUUGAAGAAAGAAACACAAUUGAGAUGCAGGCUAUAACAGCACUUGCGCAUCUGCGAUCUGCCGUCCUCUACGUCACAGACAUCUCAGAACAAUGUGGACACACCCUAGAACAGCAGGUCGAACUCUUCAAUAACAUCAAGCCACUCUUUUCAAACAAGCCACUUAUUGUUGUCCUGAAUAAGAUUGAUGUGAUACGCCCUGAAGAUCUAAGUGAAGAGCGGAAAGAACUGUUGAAGGGAUUUGAGCAGGAAGGUGUGACAAUCCUGCCGAUGAGUACAUUCUCUGAGGAGGGAGUCAUGGAUGUUAGAAACACUGCCUGUGACCUCCUCCUUGCCCAGCGUGUAGAGGUCAAAAUGAAGAGCAAAAAAGUCAACGACAUUGUCAACAGGCUUCAUGUAGCCAUGCCUACAGCUCGAGACAACAAGUCACGACCACCGUGCAUCCCACAGGCUGUCCUGGAGAAGAAAAAGGCGAUGGAGGUGGAAGGUUCAAAGACCAGAAAGCUUGCAGUGGAUGUUGAGCGUGAGCUGGGAGAGGACUACUAUUUGGAUCUACGACAGCAGUGGGAUCUCAAGAACAAAGAGGAGAAGGGUGACGUCAUCCCGGAGAUAUUCUUAGGCAAGAACAUUGCAGAUUACAUAGAUCCUGACAUCAUGAAGAAAUUAGAAGAACUGGAAAAAGAAGAAGAGCUUCGGGAAGCAGCAGGAGUUUAUGAAUCUGAAUCUGAAGAAGAACUGGAUUCUGAGGGAGAAGAAAUCAAGAACAAGGCGGCAGAGAUUCGAGAAAAGAGAAAGCUGAUUGUCAAACAACACCGUGAGAGCAAAGGAACCAACAGACCUAUUAUUCCUAGGAAGGCUCUUGCCAAGGCUGAGACUGCGCGUAACAAGCGUUCAGCUGGAGUUAUUGACUCUGACAAGAAGAUGGAUAUUGACGAAGAUCAGGAUGAACCCAUGACUGGCAGAAAGCGCUCUCGCUCCCAGACCCCAGCUAAUGCCAAAAGGCGUAGAUCCAACACAGCCAGUGUCACACCACGCAGCCAGUCACGUGUUCCACGUGAUCAGUCCGGACUCUCAAACCCCGAGAAAAAGCAAAAGGCAAAGACGCUCGCCAAAACUGUUCAGAGGAAAAUGAAUCGCAUGGGGAAAGCUGGUGAGGCAGACCGCAUGAUCAGGACUAAGAUGCCGAAACAUCUUUUCAGUGGAAAACGGAAAGGAGGCAAAACAAGCCGACGAUAAAAUAUUCGGUCACUGUUUUAACACAGAUAGAAAUGCAACCUUAUGCUUGUAUUCUUGGGUUAAAUUUAGAAAAAAAUUAAAAUGGGAAGUCACAUUUGGCAAA
Messenger RNA from Nematostella vectensis (starlet sea anemone), 2113 nucleotides. Its product is annotated as GTP-binding protein 4. The coding region runs from base 88 to 2010 and encodes 640 amino acids. The transcript is spliced from 19 exons. Gene Ontology annotation, molecular function: GTP binding; GTPase activity; RNA binding. Gene Ontology annotation, cellular component: nucleolus. The record is from RefSeq and is a predicted model, not a curated record. Gene Ontology annotation, biological process: ribosomal large subunit biogenesis. Lineage: Eukaryota; Metazoa; Cnidaria; Anthozoa; Actiniaria; Edwardsiidae.